Messenger RNA from Oikopleura dioica, 825 nucleotides. The record is from the annotation of a GenBank genome assembly. NCBI's taxonomy places the organism in Eukaryota, Metazoa, Chordata, Appendicularia, Copelata, Oikopleuridae.
AUGAAAAAUAAUAGAAAAAAAAAAUUGAAUCCGAAAAAAGAUUCGGCCGAGUUCCAAAAAUUCUUGGACGAGCAACAAUACUCGCGAAAUGGAAUUCUCCGUUACGAAAAAAUCUUUGGCGACGAUUUUGUCUCAACAGGCGGGAUUUCUACGACGCGCGAAUUCGUCAAGAUGCUGAAUUUGAAGGAGGGCCAGAAGGUGCUCGAUGUUGGUUGCGGAAUCGGAGGCAGCGCCUUUCACAUGGACAUGGAAUAUGGAGCGCAUGUUGAAGGCUUUGAUUUGUCCCGAAAUAUGAUUGACAUCGCCAACGAGCGCGCCACAAAAUACAACUUGGAAAACGUCUCCUUCUCUGUCAAAGAUGCUACUUUAGUCGAAUUCCCUGACGAUACUUUUGAUGUGAUUUACUCCCGAGACACAAUUCUUCAUAUUGCUGACAAACUUUCUCUUUUCAAAAACUUUCUCAAAUGGCUGAAACCUGGCGGAACAUUGAUGAUCUCCGACUAUUGCUGCACUCCGAAUAAAUGGAGCCCGAAUUACAGGGCGUAUGUCGAGCAGCGAGGCUACAAUCUUCUGACAGUAAAAGAAUACGGUAAAACCAUUGGACGAGCAGGAUUUGUCGACGUCCGCGAUAUUGACUACACUUCCGGCUUCAUCGACAUCCUCAAAGGAGAACUCGAAACUUUCGCCAAAACGAAAGAUGACUUCAUCAAGGAAUUUAGUGAAAAGGAGUACGAUGCGAUCAAUGGCGGAUGGAGCGAUAAAGUGAUCAGAUGCACGAACGGGGAUCAAAAAUGGGGAUUUUUUAUCGCUAGAAAACGCGCAUAA